This is a messenger RNA of Cyprinus carpio (common carp), 7549 nucleotides long. Its product is annotated as A disintegrin and metalloproteinase with thrombospondin motifs 6-like. Lineage: Eukaryota; Metazoa; Chordata; Actinopteri; Cypriniformes; Cyprinidae. The record is from RefSeq and is a predicted model, not a curated record. Gene Ontology annotation, cellular component: extracellular matrix. Gene Ontology annotation, molecular function: metalloendopeptidase activity. Bases 1409 to 4759 code for a protein of 1116 amino acids. Gene Ontology annotation, biological process: proteolysis; extracellular matrix organization. The transcript has 26 exons.
UACAUAAAAAGUAAACUAAAAGUAUACUUUCCUAUUUUUUAGUUUAAAAUAAGUAUACUAAUAGCACACUUGAAUAAACUUCUUUUUCGUAAGGGAAUCGUUACUGAGGGGUCGUGUUGUUUAACUGCUGCUGCUUCUUUACGUCCUUUUCACCUGACGCUCAGAGCGAGGCACGUCUGCGGUGCGUCCUCCUCGUCUCUCUCCUGCACACAGUGUCUGAGUGCUGCCUCGAAUCCGGCUUCAGUCUCGGAUCAGCUCUGCUGUCCAGUGUGCACUGUUACUGUUCAUCUCUGGUCAGAGCAUGAGACCAAACUAUAACCCGUCACACGCUGGAAACUUAAACAGUUAAACAUGCGCUGAGUUACACAAACUUAUUCAGCAACUUCGUUAUAUAUUUUGGAGAUGAGUACAUGGAGUUUUUUCCCCCGUGCAUUGCCGAUGAAGUGAGUUCAUGAAGAGCAUCUUUUGUUCCUGUUCAAGGACUACAAGAACUACAUUUGUUGGCAUGAGAGGUAAAGAAUGGCUUGAAGCGAAACGAGAGAUUUGCUGAAGAAUGCACUGAAGUGGAAUUAAAUGAAGAUUUCUACUGUCUGCAUGUGUUCUGCAAUAAAAGAUGAAGACGGUAACUAUCUUUUCUUUCGGUCUUUCAGACAGCAAGGAUAGUCUUGGCUUUCCCAGUGGAGUUUGCACAGAAGAUUUCAAUGCAUGUUAAUAUAAAAGAGUCUGUUUGUAAUAGGAAUCCUUUGUGACGGCUUUAUCUCAGACGACAUCAUUAAUGAAAGCUACCAAAUAAAAACAACUUUAAAAAGAAUCCCCUGGUGCGCAUUAGAAGUCUCCUCAUUGGUCUGCUGUGUUUUUAUUCCAGCGGUCAGUGUAAUAGUGUUGGGCAGCUGCCAGCUGUCUGGGUCAGACACGUUUCAGACUCGAGCUGCUGUCUGGAAGAAGCCGUUUUAUGAAACUCAUGAAUGUUCGUCUGCACAGUUACCGCUUCAGCUUCUGCGGCGAUAGUAAGAAAAGAAACACAUGCAAAACCAGCUGACACACAGGAUAUAUCUGCUGGAACUGGACGACUCUUCUCCUGGAGCUUCUAGAGAAAAGCCGGCGUUUGAUUUGAUGUUCAUCCGGCAAACAAAUGGAUCGUUUGGGACAAGCUCCUAAAAUAGAUCUGCUGCUUUGGAAUAACAUGAAGAGAAUUCAUAUGGAUUCUUGCCCUGCACAUGGCUGACAAAGGUGCAGGAUCAAGUCACCUUUAGGAAAACCUUUAAACCUGGGAUUAAGUGUGGACUGAGAUUCAAAUGUGUCGAGGAUGCUUGUCACGGAUAUGUUAUGGUGCGAAGCUGGAUUGAUCGUAUCGCUUUAAUCCACUUGUAGCCUCCACCCCCACCCCAUGUCAGUGCUUCCCUAAAUUAUGGAAAUUUUUUGGAAGACGCUGACUUGGAUAUUUAGCCUGGUCUUGGCCGCUGCUGAAGCUCAGAUCCUUUCAUACAACUCUCAAGCGGAAUUCCUGUCCACGCUGGAGCACUAUCAGCUAACAGUACCAGUGCGGGUGAAUGAGAGGGGCCAGUUCAUGAGUUACACUGUGAAGCAUUACAGGCCUGGACGGCGGCGACGUGGACUGAACCAGACUGAGCUGGACCACACUGAGACCAGGCUUUUUUACAAACUCUCAGCCUACGGCAAGCACUUUCACCUGAACCUGACACUCAACUCCAACCUGGUUUCUAAACAUUUCACGGUAGAGUACUGGGGCAAAGACGGACUAGACUGGCAGCAUUCAGUGGUCGAUAACUGCCACUAUGUUGGAUACCUACUGGAUCAAUAUAGCACUACAAAAGUGGCAUUGAGCAACUGCAAUGGCUUGCAUGGUGUCAUAACCACAAAGGAUGAGCAAUAUUUAAUAGAGCCAUUAAAAAAUAUAUCCAGAAAUUUCAGUGAUGUCAACCACGAAGGACAACCACAUGUUAUUUAUAAAAAGACUUCCAUUCCUUCUCUGCAAGAGCCAAGCGAGGAGUUCAGCUGUGGUGUUUCAGACCUCACAAUAAACCGGACUCCCAGCUACGAGACCAAUACUGAAGCAAACACACCUUACCCAGCCACGGACGGUGACAGCUCGAUGGGUGGCCACCGCCAGCGGCGCUCUGUCAGCUCUGAACGCUUUGUGGAGACCCUAGUGGUGGCGGACAAAAUGAUGGUUGGCUACCACGGUCGCAAAGACAUCGAGCACUACAUCCUGUCUGUAAUGAAUAUUGUUGCCAAACUUUAUCGUGAUGCCAGUCUUGGAAACGUUGUGAACAUUAUUGUAACCCGACUGAUUGUUCUGACAGAAGAUCAGCUCGACUUGGAGAUAAACCACCAUGCAGACAAAUCUCUAGACAGCUUCUGUAAAUGGCAGAAAUCCAUUCUUUCUCAUCAGGGAGAUGGAAACAGUAUCCCAGAGAAUGGGAUCGCCCAUCACGACAAUGCUGUUCUCAUCACAAGGUAUGACAUCUGCACCUAUAAGAACAAACCCUGCGGUACUCUCGGUUUGGCAUCCGUAGCAGGAAUGUGUGAGCCAGAGAGGAGCUGUAGUAUCAAUGAAGAUAUAGGCCUUGGUUCGGCCUUCACUAUUGCACAUGAGAUAGGACACAAUUUCGGCAUGAACCACGAUGGGAUCGGGAACUCCUGUGGGACCAAAGGUCAUGAGACAGCCAAGCUGAUGGCGGCCCAUAUCACAGCCAACACCAACCCCUUCUCCUGGUCAGCCUGCAGCAAGGACUAUAUCACCAGCUUUUUGGACUCAGGUCGGGGAACGUGUCUGGACAAUGAGCCUCUGAAACGAGACUUCCUGUACCCCACUGUGGCUCCAGGGCAGGUGUACGAUGCAGAUGAGCAGUGUCGUUUCCAGUACGGCGCCUCCUCCCGUCAGUGCAAAUAUGGGGAGGUGUGUAGAGAGCUCUGGUGCCUAAGCAAAAGUAACCGCUGUGUCACCAACAGUAUCCCCGCCGCAGAAGGGACCCUGUGCCAGACCAGCACCAUUGAAAAGGGGUGGUGUUAUCAGGGUGAAUGUGUGGCGUUUGGGACGUGGCCACAGAGCGUGGAUGGAAGCUGGGGACCUUGGACCUCAUGGGGCGAGUGCAGUCGUACCUGCGGCGGCGGCGUCUCCUCAUCCAUGCGACACUGUGACAGCCCAGCACCAACAGGUGGAGGGAAGUACUGUCUCGGAGAGAGGAAACGCUACAGAUCGUGUAACACUGAUGCUUGUCCAGCAGGAUCACGUGACUUUAGGGAGAAGCAGUGUGCUGAUUUUGAUAACAUGUCUUUCCGUGGGAAGUACUACAACUGGAAGCCGUACACUGGAGGUGGAGUGAAGCCAUGUGCGUUGAACUGUCUGGCUGAGGGCUACAACUUCUACACCGAACGCUCGCCCGCUGUCAUCGACGGCACGCGCUGCCAGGCCGACUCGCUGGACAUAUGCAUCAAUGGAGAGUGCAAACAUGUUGGCUGUGAUAACAUCCUGGGCUCGGAUGCCAAGGAGGACAGAUGCCGUGUGUGCGGUGGGGACGGCAGUACGUGUGAGGUCACCGAAGGGCUGUUCAACAAUUCGCUGCCCAAAGGAGGUUAUAUGGAAGUUGUCCAGAUACCAAAAGGAUCGGUUCAUAUUGAAAUCAGGGAAGUGGCUGUGUCAAAGAACUACAUCGCUUUGAAAUCGGAGGGGGAUGACUAUUACAUCAACGGAGCCUGGACCAUCGACUGGCCCCGCAAAUUUGACAUCGCAGGAACAGCCUUCCACUACAAGAGGCCGACUGACGAACCCGAGUCGCUAGAAGCUCUAGGGGCCACCACAGAAAAGUUGGUGGUUAUGGUGCUACUACAGGAACAAAACCUGGGCAUCCACUACAAGUUCAAUGUGCCGAUCCAGCGUACAGGAAGUGGGGACAAUGAAGUGGGCUUCUCCUGGCACCAUCUGCCCUGGUCUGAGUGCUCUGCAACAUGUGCAGGAGGCUCACAGAAGCAGGAGGUGGUUUGUAAAAGACUGGACGAUGGUUCGGUGGUCCAGAACAGCUACUGCGACCCGGACGGCAAACCGCCAGGGAACCAGCGACCUUGCAACACCGAGCCUUGUCCUCCGGAAUGGUUUAUCGGUGACUGGUCAGAAUGUGGAAAAACCUGUGACGGAGGCAUGCGAACACGCACUGUUUUAUGUAUCCGUAAAAUCGGACCCGCUGAGGAGGAGACUCUGGAGGACAGCCACUGUCUGACCCAUCGGCCAAUAGAACAAGAGUCCUGCAACAAUCAGUCCUGUCCACCCCAGUGGGUGACGCUGGACUGGUCUGAGUGCACCCCAAAGUGUGGCCCUGGCUUCAAGCACCGCAUUGUUCUGUGUAAAAGUAGCGACCUGACCAAAACCUUCCCUCCAGCCCUCUGUUCUGACCAAAACAAACCUCCAGUCCGUAUACGCUGCAGCCUAGGACGCUGUCCGCCGCCACGCUGGACCCCUGGGGAAUGGGGACAGUGCUCUGCUCAGUGUGGACUAGGACAGCAGACGCGGACAGUUCAAUGUCUGUCAUAUACAGGACAGCCCUCCACCGAAUGUCCAGAGUCACUACGGCCCAACACCAUGCAGCAGUGUGAAAGCAAGUGUGACGCUACACCCAUCUCCGGUGGCGACGAGUGCAAAGACGUAAAUAAGGUGGCAUAUUGCCCAUUGGUGCUGAAGUUCAAGUUCUGCAGCCGUGCUUACUUCAGGCAGAUGUGCUGCAAGACGUGCCAAGGACACUGAGCCUGCGGAGAGAAGCAGAGACAACAAGGAAAGAGAGAGAAAACUGGCAGAGUAAAAGAGAGAAAUGUCAAUGGUGGACACAGAGAAGGAAGCCUCUCUCUCGCUAAUCAACACACACAACUGCUUUUAGCCCUGUGGAACCCAAACCACUGCUCAGCACUGCGCUGACACCUGUUUUAUUUUCACUUCUGUGAAGUGGGAAUGUAUAAAAUGAUCAUUAUUGUUGUUAUUUUUAUAAUAAUGAUAAUAAUUGCUCUUGGUUAUUAUUAUUAUCAAUGUCUUUCUGUUGUUAUAAUCCAAAGUGCUGGACACAACACUCACAGAAAUAGCACGGCAGAGGUUUAAUUCAGGGUGCCCACCUUAGAGAGUUUGAGACAUUGGUAUAUCCCUGGGUCUUGCAUACACACUCCUAACAUGGUUCUGUUAGUAACGCUGCAUUCAGGGGCAUUCAAACCAUUAAUGUUUGCUUACAUUGGCAGCAUCGGAUCUAUAGGGAGUCAUUAGAUUUCAAUAAGAGUUGGCGGUUUGAGGCAACAUGAGCAUGAGACAGUUGGUGGCAUGAUAAAGUACUGUACCGCAAACAACAACGAGUGUGCAGACACUGCCAUUCAUGUGAUCCAGCAUCUGAUACAUUUGUAUACAGCAGCCCAAAAGGAACACUUACAAGCAACGGAUAGCACUGAGACUUGGUGACUGCAAUGUGGAUGCCCCUUUAGGAUUAAAAAUAAUAUAUAAUUUCCAAAUUUUCCACCCAAAUGAUACUUUUCGCUCCUAAAAACAAAGAAGUGUAAAUCAGGGGUAGGGCUGUCAAAAUGGCUGAAAAACUAAAUUCGAAUUUUGUGCUUAAUUAUUAUUAAAAUUUGAAUUAUAUUCACAUUUAAAAUGCAUAAUUUCAGUUAGGGUAAAGAAAAGCUUUUGGCUUUUCUCCUGAGGCCACAAGAGGGUGCAUCGAGCGUAAGAUAACAUGACUAUCCGUGAAGAAAAAAAAGUGCAUAAAUGUUUAAAAUAAUGUUUAUAAACCAAUUAUAAUUAAGUUGCUUAAACAACUAUAACAAAACAGCAUCAUGUAUGUAUUCAUAGUUUAAUACAAAGGACUGAAAGCCAUUCAUACAGAGUACAUUUUUCAUUUAAAAACACGAGUUGCAGUGGGAUGGGGAAAAAACCCGCCAUCAAGUCUCGAGAUAUGUUUUUUCAAAGUUGAACUUGAAUUAAUUUUACAUGGCUUUUUAAACAUGCGGUUUUCUUCUACGAGACGCAAGUGCAAGGGUGAUAGAUGUCCCUCUAGAAAAUGCGCAAAAUAUGCGUUCUGUGUGAACGGCUUGGUUUCAGUUUUGACGUACACAAGAUCUUCUUGUGACGUCACUGCAGAUAGUUUAAUUUACCACCACCCCAAACAAGUCUAUGAUAUAAUAAUUAUUUUUAUUACAGCCCAAAUAUACCUGUAUACAAACAGAAUGCUGCUUCAAACAAAUUUGUAAACGAAAAAAUUAAAAUAAUAAAUCCAACUCCAUAGCGGAUUCCAAGUGAGGAUUCCACCAGUUGUGGGGACUCCUGCAACAUAAUCUAUGAUGUACAUCCGAUUCAAUGAGAUAAAGGGAAGUUAGUGAGGGAAGGGCAUACAAAACGAAGUUGUAGAGACAUUGUAGGACAGUGGCACUCCAGGAGCAGGAUUAGACACCCCUGAUAUAGACAGUUAGCCAAUAUAGUUCAGCUUGAAUAGUUUCUUUUUCUGGUUAGAUGGAGGUCGUAUAAGAUAUGCAUGUGGUUUAAUUGAAAUCAGUAACUUGGAACUUCUAUGUAUAUUUAUUCACUUGGCAGACACUUCUAUCCAGAGCAACUUACAUUGCAUUCAUUGUUUACAACCCUUGACCUCUACCAGUUGAGGAACUUCUAAACUUGAUGUUGUUUUGACAAUAACUUUCAAAAGUAAGAUGCCAGGGCCAAAGACAAACAGGGUAAUGUGAUUGGGUGCUUUGGUGCUGAAUUUGUGCAGAAGAAAUCUCAAUUAAAGCUUCAGAGUCCAGAUGUUCAGCCACCUGUUUUACUGAGCUGAAUCACAUGACCACAGGGCACAAAAUUCCACCAUUGUCUGAUACUCGAACAAGGCCUAAAAAAAUCAGAUCAGUUUCAAAGAAACGCUUCUACUAUUGUGUCUGUAGAAUUAAUGUGGACACCAGAGAGACAUUAAUUGUGAUUCUGAAGUGAUUCUGCUUUAUGGAUCCGUAUUCUGCUUUAAAUUCUGGGGUUCUGACAUCUAUGCGUCUGUUCUGGGGACCAGCAUGUUCCAGACGCAAUAAUUUUCCCAUAAAAUGCGUGCCGCAGCCACACUUAACCACAUUAUCAGCAGAAUACACAAACAAUUCAUCAAUACAGGGAUCACUUGCUUGGAGAUCUCCAGGUCUGUGAUGCUGAUGCAUUAGUAAAGUUAAGUAAAGGGCCAGUGCUUGGGUAACCUGCCAGACCCCAUAGAUCCGGUCUGCCAUUGACUACCUCCAAAACACCCCCUCUUCCUCUUUCCCUGAGAUCACAGUGCUUCCAGCCAACACUCUUAAACCAUCCACACUCAAUGGUGCUUUUCUUUCCUCAGUGGAGGACUGUUUGUUCCACUGCCCUUCUUCCGUUCAUCUUUUAAGUGGGCGGCUCUUCUGGCCCCAUGGUGCUAUAAGACCUUGAUGCAUUCUGGGUAUGCGGUCUGACAGAAAACCAAGAAUUCUUUAGCUCCAUUCCAAAUCCUAUUGAGCUCCCUACCUAGACCAUCUUUUUUAAGGCAUCAUAGACACGUUUCUGUUG